ACAAUAAGACUUAUUUCAGUCAUGAACGACUCGGUAUUUUUAAUGAAUCGUUCAAUGACUUCCUAAAUGUUGUAAUUUGCAAAAGGGGCAACUGAACGAUUCAGUGAAUGUAUCUUUUUGGUGAGUCAAUUCAGAAGAUUCGAACUAGUGGCUAGGAACUCGUUAUUGGGCUGGUGUUCCUACGGAUGAUGUUGUGGGAGCACAAUCAUAGAGAUACCAGCGGCGCAUUUAUAAUACAAAAAAAUGGAGGAUCAAGAAAUGCAAUUAAAAGUAAAAAGAGUGACUGAUAAAUUCACAGAGAGUAUGUAUGUGUUGGCCAAUGAACCGUCUAUAGCGCUUUAUAGGUUACAGGAGCACGUCAGGAGAUCCCUACCAGAGCUCGUGCAACACAAGACAGACAUGCAGAGCUGGGAGGAGCAGAGUCAGGGAGCAAUCUACACUGUUGAAUAUGCAUGCAGUGCGGUUAAAAGCAUGACAAACAGUAGCCUCUAUUUCAAGAACAUAGAUGGUCUUCUGCGCCAAGCCAUUUCACUGAAGGAACAGAUGAGCAGCUCGCAGGGACGGAGUGCUGUGAAACCUGAAAUUAACCCAAACGAUACACCCACACACACUUCAGUCACACCACCUUGACUCAUGGAAGUCUUUCUCCAAGGAAAAGAACUUUGGAUUCUGGCAUGCUUAAGGAUGGAGAAAAGCACAGCUCUGGGAUAUAAACUUGAUCACUGAUGAAGAACUGAAACCAUAUGCCAUAUUGAGUUGGUGCCACCACCACGUCAUAUUGAUGAUGAUUGCUACUCUAAAUAUGAAAGGCUGUUUAUACCUCUAGUUAAAAAAUAAAAAAAGUUCAUUCUGAGUUUAAAUAUGAAACAAAGUCACAUUAAGAGAUGUAAAGUCACAGUUGGGAAAUAUAAACCUGCAAGUGCAAGAAAAACAAAAAAGCAAAAUUAAUUUGACAUUGUAAGAUAUGAAGUCACAUUAUGAGAUUUAAAGUCACUUUGUGAGAUGUGAAGUCAGAGUUGGGAAAUUUAAAAAGUUGCAACUGUGAAGAAAAUAUCACAGUUUUAUGAGAUUUAAUGCCACAUUGCGACAUUACAGUCACAAUUACAAUCGCAGUUACCACUUUUUUAUUUACUUUUAGGUGGAAAUGGCCUUCCAUACUAAAAAGCCAGAAAAGAAAAGGAAAAAAACGACAUCUUUUUGUAUAAAAGAUGUAAGGAUUGGUGUAUAUUCAUAAGCUGCUUUGGGGGAUAUUUUGCACUAUAAUUCCACUUGUUCUAACUAUGUUCUGUAAAUGUGUGUAUUCUGAGUCUAAUAAUUAAAGUUUUUAGUAUAACUCA
Messenger RNA from Pimephales promelas (fathead minnow), 1337 nucleotides. RefSeq names its product BLOC-1 related complex subunit 8 (gene borcs8). The record is from RefSeq and is a predicted model, not a curated record. Lineage: Eukaryota; Metazoa; Chordata; Actinopteri; Cypriniformes; Leuciscidae. Gene Ontology annotation, cellular component: BORC complex.